This is a messenger RNA of Macadamia integrifolia, 2575 nucleotides long. Its product is annotated as cyclic nucleotide-gated ion channel 2. Lineage: Eukaryota; Viridiplantae; Streptophyta; Magnoliopsida; Proteales; Proteaceae. Gene Ontology annotation, biological process: transmembrane transport; monoatomic ion transport. Gene Ontology annotation, molecular function: monoatomic ion channel activity. The record is from RefSeq and is a predicted model, not a curated record. The transcript is spliced from 8 exons. Gene Ontology annotation, cellular component: membrane. Bases 91 to 2313 code for a protein of 740 amino acids.
UCUUCUUCCCAAAUUAUUAGCCUUCAUCCCUCAUUUUUCAGUUCAAGCUCUCUGCCACUCUCCCAUGGUUCGAGUUUCACUCUCCCAAGGAUGCCCUCGCUUCCGGAACUCCAAAACUCCCUUCCAAGGUGGUUUGGGAUAUUCCGGUGGUGGAAGCAAGGAGAUCACCCUAACAACCAUUUGGAAGAUGGCGGCGGCGGAGGAGGAGGAGGAGGAGGAGGAGGAGGAGGAGGAGGAGAGGAGGAGAGUCCCAUGUCGGAGAGCUCUCCGGUGGAGUGUUACGCUUGCACACAAGUGGGAGUUCCAGCCUUCCACUCCACCAGUGUUGACCGAGUCCACCCGCCCGAGUGGGAAGCAAGUGCCGGUUCCUCACUAAUCCCAAUACAGUACAAGAACCGUCACGACUGGGCCGGUAACGGAGGAGAGUCGAAAUUGAACCGGAGGAGGUCGUUGAAGGGUCCGUUGGGGCGAGUGAUGGACCCUCGAAGCAAGCGAGUGCAGACGUGGAACAGAGCCUUCCUGUUGGCGCGUGGGAUGGCGUUAGCCAUAGACCCGUUAUUCUUCUACGCGCUAUCGAUAGGGAGAAACGGAGCUCCUUGUCUUUACAUGGACGGUGGGCUGGCUGCUAUCGUGACGGUGCUCCGGACUAUGGUGGAUGCGGUGCACCUUUGCCACCUCUGCCUACAGUUUCGCCUUGCUUACGUGUCCAGGGAAUCUCUCGUGGUUGGUUGCGGGAAGCUCGUGUGGGACGCAAGUGCCAUCGCCUCUCACUACCUUCGCUCCUUCAAGGGCUUCUGGUUCGAUAUCUUCGUCAUUCUUCCCGUCCCCCAGGUGGUUUUCUGGUUGGUAGUACCCAAAUUGAUAAGGGAAGAGAAGAUAAAACUGAUAAUGACAAUCCUUCUAUUAAUGUUCUUAUUCCAAUUCCUCCCAAAGGUCUAUCACAGCAUCUCCAUCAUGAGGAGAAUGCAGAAGGUUACUGGUUACAUCUUUGGCACCAUUUGGUGGGGCUUUGCCCUUAAUCUCAUUGCCUAUUUCAUUGCUUCCCAUGUGGCCGGGGGCUGCUGGUAUGUCCUUGCGAUACAUAGAGUGGCUUCAUGCCUUGGACAACAAUGUGAUCGAGGGAAGAAGUGCAAGCUAUCCUUGUCUUGUGCCGAGGAAAUCUGCUACCGGUUACCACUGAAUAUAUUCGCGACCCCAUGUAGUAAUAAUUCAACGGCGGCGCCACCGAUCGGAAUCCCAAAUGUACCAGUGUGUCUAAAUGGCAAUGGACCAUUCCGUUAUGGAAUCUAUAAAUGGGCACUUCCAAUUGUUUCUAGCAAUUCUAUUGUGGUUAAGAUCCUUUACCCAAUAUUUUGGGGCUUGAUGACUCUCAGCACAUUUGGUAAUGAUCUUGAACCUACAAGUCAUUGGCUAGAAGUGAUAUUCUGUAUAAUUGUCGUGCUAAGUGGUUUAAUGCUUUUCACUCUAUUGAUUGGGAAUAUUCAGGUGUUUCUGCAUGCGGUCAUGGCGAGGAAGAGGACGAUGCAAUUAAGGUGUCGAGAUUUGGAAUGGUGGAUGAGGCGUCGACAAUUACCUUCUCGUCUGAGACAAAGAGUACGCCAUUUUGAACGACAGAGAUGGGCUGCUAUGGGUGGAGAAGACGAGAUGGACUUGAUUAAAGACUUGCCUGAAGGACUCCGACGGGAUAUUAAGCGGUACCUUUGCUUGGAUCUCAUCAAGAAGGUUCCUUUGUUCCACAACUUGGAUGAUCUGAUCUUAGAUAACAUUUGUGAUAGGGUUAAGCCCCUAGUCUUCUCUAAAGAUGAAAAGAUAAUUAGAGAAGGAGACCCAGUGCCAAGAAUGGUUUUUGUGGUGAAUGGUCAGUUGCGAAGUAGCCAAAAACUAAGCAAAGGCAUGGUAGCAACAUGUAUGUUAGGCCCUGGGAGCUUCCUAGGGGAUGAACUUCUUUCAUGGUGCCUUCGCCGGCCAUUCAUCGAUCGUCUCCCUGCUUCAUCCGCGACAUUUGUGUGUGUCGAAGCAACUGAAGCAUUUGGUCUAGAAGCACAUAAUCUUCGGUAUAUCACCGAGCAUUUUCGAUACAGAUUUGCUAAUGAAAGGCUUAAGAGGACAGCUAGGUACUACUCCACCAAUUGGAGAACAUGGGCAGCCGUGAAUGUACAAUUUGCUUGGCGCCGGUACUUGAAAAGAACAAGGGGUCCUAUGAUUCAGGCAAUGGAAAAUGGCAAUGGCAAUGACAAUAGCAAUAGUGAUCGUCUCCUUAUGCGCUAUGCGGCAUUGUUCAUGUCUCUUAGACCGCAUGAUCACCUCGAAUAAGAAGAGCUUGGUGUUCGCUUGGAUUUAGUAUCUAUCCAAACCCAAAAAUCGUCUAGUAGCUCCUUAGUAGGUUUUUAUUAUAAGGGUUAUAUCAAAUAUAUAUACAGGAUCACAGGAGGGGAUGUCACACGGUUUGAAUUGAAAAACAUAUCAAGAGUUUGAGAAGAGGCGUAAUAAGGGCAGUAUGGCCAUCAUUUAUCCUUGUUAUUAUCAUAAAAGAAAUAAUCCAUCAUUAUUUAUAUAAUUAAUUCAGUUUUUAUCA